UUCUUUCCUCUUUCCCAAAAGAAGUUAAGUUCAAUUUCCCUUAGCCAUAUAUUCAUUUUCUCAAACACACAAAUAGAGAUCAAAAUCACCAUCACUCACAUGAAAAAUGGCUACAAAAAAAGCAGCAUUUAUUUGUAUAGAUGAAGACUACAUUGACAUGUUUUUGAGUCCUUAUGAAAAUUUAUCACCCCAACAACAAAACAAAGACAUGUCAAUGCCUCUUCACCAGCUUCCUUACAAUUCCAACUCCCCUUUUGGUUUUAUGAGCUCACAGCCUCUCAGUUUCAGUUCUUGUGAUUCAAAUCCAUCUGAAUAUCUUCUUCAAUGUUCCACUAAAUCAAAGAAACAUUGGUUAAAGAAGUUGAAACAUGCUAGGAAAUCUUCGCUGAUUCGAAAGCUCAACUCUUACAAAGCUUACUUGAAGUCUUUGUUUACAAAAACUGCUUUGAACAAACCAAAAUAUAACCAUUUUGAGAAUGCUAAGAGAAAAUUAUUUCAAGGUUUUGUUGGUGGGAACGGCGUCGUUAACCAAAACAGGAGAUCUUCUUCAUCUUCAUAUUUUUCAAUUGAUUUGAAUUCUGAGAUGGAAGGUUUGGUUUUGGGAGCUAUCGCGCAUUGUAAACAGUCUCAACAAGGGAAUGGUUCAAAGAAAGAUUCACAUGCAUGAUGACAAGGUUUGCUGGAAGUUAGCUUCAAAAGUUGCAGAAAUGGGGGGAAGAAAGAAACAGAUAGAAGUUGCCUCAAAACAUAAGGAGAGAGUGUGUUCAAGAAGAAUGAACUUUUUAUUUAAAUGAAGUUUGAGUAUUCAAUGUUAAUGGUGUAAUGAACAAAAAAGUUUAAAAAUAUAAUAAAAUAAUAGCAUAAGAUAUCGAAAUUAAUGUUAGUUAUUUCAAUACUCGAUUUUUUUGGUUUAUUGAG
Molecule: messenger RNA, 918 nt
Organism: Vicia villosa (hairy vetch)
Lineage: Eukaryota; Viridiplantae; Streptophyta; Magnoliopsida; Fabales; Fabaceae
Product: probable membrane-associated kinase regulator 3
Exons: 1
Coding region: 107-667 (186 amino acids)
Source: RefSeq, a predicted model, not a curated record